Messenger RNA from Cryptotermes secundus, 3402 nucleotides. Its product is annotated as myogenesis-regulating glycosidase. Gene Ontology annotation, molecular function: hydrolase activity, hydrolyzing O-glycosyl compounds. The coding region runs from base 454 to 2910 and encodes 818 amino acids. The transcript has 6 exons. The record is from RefSeq and is a predicted model, not a curated record. Lineage: Eukaryota; Metazoa; Arthropoda; Insecta; Blattodea; Kalotermitidae. Gene Ontology annotation, biological process: carbohydrate metabolic process.
UUUGUCACGUUACGCGCCUAUGCACACAAACUGGAUCUCGUAACUCAAAGGUUGAGAAGGCCCAGCAGUGUGAACCACAGAGCCAUCCGGUCUAGUGAGGAGGGCAUUACGUUUGGACAUUUUACGUGUGCCUGGGAAUUUGGUGAAUUGUCUCUAGAUAUUUUGUGUGACGACAUGAAUAUCAGGUUACGUUUCAGUGGAUAUGAAGUAAAUUGACGCUUUUAAGAAAUACUAUCUUUGAAAUUAUAUAAAAAAAAAGAAAUUGGUCUGAAAAUUAGAACUUGAAAUGUUAUGAAAGUUACAUAAGCAUUGAAAGGUUGAUGUAAUUUAUUCUGCGAAAAAUUAAGUUUAAAUAAUUGUAAAUUGCUAUGGAUUAGCUAUAUUUAUGUGAUUUGUUAGUUAUUCUUGUUGGAAUACCAAUCAUAUUUACAACAAACUGAGUUCGUUUAAACCAUGGCGGCAGAUUCAAGUGACUCUGCAAGCAAGAAGCUACUGGGACUGGACUCCGUCUUAAUCCAUAGCAUCGAAAACAAGAAGGAUACCUCUUCCAGACAUGGUGACGAUUCAAGCGACGACACGUUUACCGAUGGAGACGGCGCUCUUUCAGAAGAGGACGCUGUCACUGUUAAGGUUCCACUUCGUACUAGUAGGAGGAAAUCAGUUAUGCCACCAUCAGGCAUUAAAAUCAACAAUGGUGAUUUCUUGGAAUCAUCAGAUGGUCCUGAUCAUUCACCACAAAAUUCUAUUACAAGCAUUAACAGCAUAUCCAGUUUACUUAAGGAAAAGUUUGCGUUGCCUUUUCCAGCGAUGUUGAAGAAGAAAAGACCACAGGAAUACAAACUUCGUGCCUUUGUUGGAAUUCUUUUCCUUUCUAUUGUUUUUCUUGUUGGCUUUGCAUAUGUCUACCAUCAACAAGUUCUUCAGAGAGCAUACUUCAAAAGCAUCCGUUUCAACAAUGAAGAACGUAUUGUUCGAGUCUUCAGUAAUAAUGGACGUGAAAUCAUGUAUGGUCACCUAGGCAUGCAUUUAGGUGGUGAUCAGGCAUUCCGUUGUCUACCAAAUGAUAUUCUGGAUGAUAGGUCUGUGUGCAUGGAAUGGAUGCACAAGGCUCGUUUAUACAUUAACUACACAGAGCACAUAGGUGUGCGUUGCUACCAUGUAACAUGGGAAAGUCUUACUUCAGACUUCCAUCCUACUGACUGCUAUGAGUGGUCUGAUGGUCAUUUGUAUGGCGGAGGUCAGACUCAGAAGAUGGCCUGGCCUAUUGAGAAGGGCUCAGUGAAGAUGUCGCCGUUCAUCACUGGAGAUGUUCGACAGCAUGAAUGGGGAAAUGUUUUAAAGCGUUACUUCAUCAGUUCCAAUGGCGUUACAGUGUUUGUUGAUCCUGAUACACCUCUUUAUGUUUCUGUGAAUUCAGAUCGUCCUCGUCAGUUCUGUCUCCAGGCGCGACACGAUGAUUUUGCAUAUGUAUACCACUCGACACCGUUCCCACAAUUAAAUUAUUCCAUAUGUACAUCAAGCAACAUGAAGUCACUUCAUUCCUUUUUUUCUGAGAAGCAGCUGUGGGAUGGGUUAAAGGAAGAAGAUCUGAAUGUUAUAAAUUCACUUCUCACAGAACCAGUUUGGCAGAUACCCUCAAGCCCAGGAAGCGAGUUGAAUGAGGGAGCCAUUUACAAUUACACAGAAGAUGUGAUUGCGCUUGGUUUCCUGAGGCAAGGCCAUGUGCUACUGAGUGAAGCCUGGCAGCCACACGUUGGCGACUUUGUCCUGGAUCCCUUCCGUUUUCCAACUAUGGACGAGACUAUAGAUAUUAUCCAUAGACGUGGAUUUCGUAUUGUAUUCACCAUUCAGCCAUUUCUGAGUACAGAAUCCACCAACUUUGCUGAAGCAGUCCAGAAACAUCUGCUUGUUAACGAACGAUAUACGGAACACCACAUUCCGGCACUAACAAGAUACAAAGAUGUGGCAAGUGCCGGUAUGCUGGACAUUACAAACAACAAAACUGUGCCAUGGCUUCAGACCAAACUGAAGGCUCUGGUGGACAAGUACCACAUUGAUGCCUUCUACCUCGAUGUUGGAACUGCAUAUGACAUGCCACAUUACUAUCGGUUUGAGAAUCAGCUCACAAACCCGGACCAGUACAAGACAAUCUUUACUGACAGUAUCCUCAGUGCUGUUGAGGUUGUGGGGGUGUCCGGUGCCAUCACAAGGCCUAAAGCCCCUGUGUUUGUUUCUUUACCCCCAUUUGCUUCCUCUUGGAAGUCCAUGCAGUCCAUAAUACCCACUGUUUUAACAUAUGGUGUCAUGGGUUAUCCAUUUAUUAUGCCUGGAGCAGUUGGUGGAGAUUAUAGGGAUUCAGAGGAAAGUCAUGCUGGUGUGACUGGGAAUGCAACAGUGAUGGGAAAUAGGUCUAGUGAGAGUGGCGGAACGAGCACCCAUCUUCCUCUUCCAGACAAGGAACUUUAUGUUAGAUGGCUCCAGCUUGCAACGUUCCUGCCAGUGAUUCGCUAUGCACACUUACCCAGCAAAUAUGGUGAUGAACGUGUGUUAGAGAUGGCCAAGGUCCUCACAGCAUUACGGCUCAAGAUUGUAAAUCCUCUGCUUGUGGACAAGUAUGUAAAAGACGCAUUGGAGUUCGGGAUUCCGAUAAUCCGACCAUUGUGGUUGUUGGAUCCUAAUGACCCUACAUGCCAUCUGGUUACGGAUGAAUUUUCAGUUGGUGAUGAGUUAAUCGUAGCGCCAGUAAUAUCGCCUCGUACUUACGAACGUGAGGUUUAUUUACCUGCUGGUGUAUGGAAGGAUGGAAUCGAUGGAAGUUUGCGAAAAGGAAAUCGCUGGUUACACAGCUAUGCAGUGCCUGAGGACAAAGUAGCUUAUUUUAUCAAAAUGCCUGAUGAUACUCGCUUCUAAGCCCUUUGAAUGUCAGUCUCUGAAACUGAAACAUGUGCAGUACACCAGUUCUAAGAACCAGACAACUACACAGCAUGCAUCUAUUGAAGAAGACAUCACAUUUUAAAGAGCAUUAUGUCAUGUUGCUUUAGUUAUUCGUAUGUUACCAUAAACUUCUUGAACUUUUAUCAUGUGAUAAUAUUUAUCGUACAGGUGUAGUGAAAAGCAUCACACGUUUGUAUAUUUUUGGUGCAUAAUUUUUAUUUUGUCAACAACAUUAAAUGUUGUCUUGCACUGGACCACAUUUGAAAGCUGUUAGCUUUGAAUAGACUGGACUACAUACAAAACAUUUGAGAGGUAUAUUGUAUAUUGUAAAUAGGCUUCUUCUAUUAUACAAAUUAUUUUUUACUAUGUGAGAGCGAAAGAGAGAAAAAAUAUUUCUGUUUUCUCCAUGUGACUCGCUAGCAACUAUAGUUAUUUAUUUCUGUGAUAAAUGCACUCUGAAACCAAAGA